AUGUUAUUUUUAAAAUUAUCGGUGCUGUUUUUUACAUGUUGUGGAUAUGAAUACGAAAAUUCAUAUGAUGAAAUUCCUAUCCCCACCACCAGGGCCAUGAACACAAAGGUGACACUGAAGACGCUUAACAGGCAAGAGUUGCUUGAUGUUGAAGACGCAAUAAAGCAACUGUUGAGCAACGUGAAUGCUAUCACAUCCUCUGAGAAUCAAACAGAUGUCAACAUUUUACGCUUUUUAAGAAUAAGAAGAGAAGAAUUAACCACGGAUGUAACAGACACAACGGAAAUGACGGAGAGUACAGUGUCAACUAUACCUACAGCCAGAUAUCCAAUCGAUGUGCCAGCUCUUCUGGAGCUUAUUGCAGCUCUUGCAGAGGAUUAUGAGUCGAACCUAACGCAAAAGCUGAACGAAUCACUUGCUCUCAUGUCCAUACCAACAUGUGAGACGUUUACCACUGUAAGACAUACAACAUCCGAGUACGACGCCAACGCAACGGGCAGUGUUAUUGCUAAGUGCUUCGUAUGUGGACUAGAGGAGACUGGAGUGCCUGUGUCAGCUCCGUGUGCUGAUGCGUUUGCUGGUGACUUCCUACCCAUGGUACCAGUUGACCCGACAGCGCGAGCUCAGAUAUCAAAGUUUAGAAAGUAUUGCAAGUAUCAGAAUACACGUGGAUAUAGGUACAAUAGCUCCCAGCCUCGGGCCAUCUUCGGACGCUGGACUGGUGGAUGUGCAGUGAGAUGGAUUGACUUAAGUGGCAUCUACACUCAGAGGACGUGCAGGAGCCGGUACCAGGCCAUCAUGGGCAAGCAUUUUGGCAGCAAGAGGAUGGCCAGGUUGGAGAUGGCGCUCAUGGCUCUUUUUUUGUCAAUUUCUGGACGAGACCUCCUCCAUCUUCCUCCAGUACGCCCUGCACUGGCGUCUCUGCAUCCCCUGGGAGCCAAGUUUCUUGACAACGUCAUAGUCCAACUAGUCGGUGAGGGGCCCGCGGUCGUUUGUUCUGCCGAGGUCUUCAAUUCAAGGAGCAUGCUGGUCCACCGGUUCUUGUCCAUGCGCGCUGUGGCCUGCCCACCGCCACUAAGAUGUUGCGAGAUGCCAAGCAUUGCACGCUACAUCGCCUGCUGCUCGAGCUCGAGCUCUCGGGCUUUCCGCAGAGUGCGCAGAAUAAGAGCAGAAGGUAUAGGGUCGAAAAUGGCCUGA
Molecule: messenger RNA, 1197 nt
Organism: Pieris macdunnoughi
Lineage: Eukaryota; Metazoa; Arthropoda; Insecta; Lepidoptera; Pieridae
Source: the annotation of a GenBank genome assembly